CCCCUAGCAAAAAGCUAGUGUGCGGCUUUCACUAACUGUGACACAGGAAUGCCCUUUCCUGCUAGCGCCUUUAAUGCUCACGGGCAAUAAAUCUACAAUCGAACAUUGGACCAGUGUGGAGCCAAAGCUCGGGGAGUGGAUGAGGACAGCCGGUUCAUCAGCAGGCCCUGAGCUGGCUGACCUCAAAGCAGAGACAACACCUCGAUUAGGGUGAAUUUGAAAAUAGCUGUGCCCUGAAGGCAUUUCCAUUUUUAAGAUGUCAUGCAAACGAGCAGACGGGAUGUCCAUAGCUCAGGCGUUAGCCAUGACUGUAGCAGAGAUACCGGUGUUUCUCUAUUCCACAUUUGGGCAGUCCAUAUUUUCUCAGCUAAAGCUCACCCCAAGCUUGAAGAAGGUGCUGUUUGCCACGGCGCUGGGCAGUGUCGCAUUGGCUCUCACCGCUCAUCAGCUGAAAAGGCGGGGGAGAAAAAGGAAGCAGGUAACACAAGGGAAGGAUGGCCAGAAGACAGUGGGAAUACCUGAGGCGCUGAUGAAGACAGGAAGACCCUCGUCAUUAAAGAGAGGCCAAUUUACUGGCCGACAGAUGAUGAGUCCCAGCAAUCGCAGCAAUGACACCAUGAGUGGAAUUUCUUCCCUGGGCCCAAGCAAACACUCAAGCUCCUCACACAGCCUGGCAUCUAUGCGAGUCCCAAGCUCUCCAAAUCAGUCUGCCAAUCCGUCCACCCCCUGGGAAGCGGAGCCCGUGGUGGAAGAGUCGGGAGCUAUGGAGGAUGCAAAUGCAGAGAAUCUCUAUAUAAUGGGGAUGGAGCUGUUUGAGGAAGCUCUACGAAAGUGGGAGCAGGCCCUGAAUAUCCGCCAUCAGCCCAGCUCGUCCUCCAGCAACCACAGCCUCGCUCUGCAGGGGGCCGCAUGUGCUGAGCUUCCUAUGGUUGAAUCCCAUAAUAACGUGUUUGCUGAGAAGUUGGAGACCCUUCUGCACAGGGCCUACCACCUGCAGGAGGAUUUUGGCAGCAGUAUCCCGACAGACAGCGUGCUAGCAGAUUUCGUCAGAGUUUGUGGUGUUCCUUUGGCAGAGAGUGAAGGAACUCUUAUCUUGCCUCAAGUGGAGAGUUUCCACAGACUGCACGAUGACGAUGACACAACUGUUACCUCCGACGACUCCUUCUUCUCGGCUGCAGAGCUGUUUGAUGCCAUGUCUCUGGAAGGUGUGUACCAGCCUCUGAGGCCUGCAGCUCUCUAUGAAGAAGCCUUGUGUCUGGUGCGGGAGGGCAAAGUGCCCUAUAGGUCCCUGAGGACUGAAUUACUUGAAUGUUUUGGGGACCAAGACUUCCUUGCCAAGCUCCAAUGUGUGCGACAAGCAUUCCAGUUCCUGUUGCUAGAUGAAACUCACCGCACAUUUUUCAUGGAGACCGGGAAGCAAAUGAUUGCAGGGUUAAUGGUGAAGGCAAACAAGAGUCCCAAAGGCUUCCUGGAGAGCUACGAGGACAUGCUGCUCUACACAAAGAGAGAGGAAACAUGGCCCGUCACCAAGAUGGAGCUGGAGGGUCGGGGG
This is a messenger RNA of Notothenia coriiceps (black rockcod), 1552 nucleotides long. It is a transcript of the gene miga2, whose product is annotated as mitoguardin 2. Lineage: Eukaryota; Metazoa; Chordata; Actinopteri; Perciformes; Nototheniidae. The annotation marks the transcript as partial. The transcript has 12 exons. The record is from RefSeq and is a predicted model, not a curated record. Gene Ontology annotation, biological process: mitochondrial fusion.